ACUUUUCGUUUCUUUACAGUAAAAAUAAGUACACCAGUCUAAAGACGACGACGACAACAACAACAAAGAUGGUGAAAAUAGGUCUACAGAUUAAAGCUCUUCUUGAGAAUAUAACAAAUUUGAAAGCAGAGGGUGAGGACUUCAGGUGGUUUAUCAGAUUGAAAUGUCUCAACUGUGGAGAAGAAACAGCAAAAUUUGAAUAUUUGACCCUAGAGGAGAAUGCUCCAUUAAAAGGUGGUAGAGGGCAUGCCAGCAUGGUGAUAAAGUGUAAACUAUGUAGCAGAGAGAACUCCAUUGACAUAAUGCGUGAUACCAUAACAGCAUACAAUGCAGAAGAUUCCAACAAGUUUAAAACCAUUGUCGUGUUUGAUUGUCGAGGAGUUGAACCAAUUGAUUUUUCACCGAGAGUUGGUUUUACUGCUGAAGGAGAAGAGACUGGUACUAAAUUUCCUGAAGUAGAUUUAAAGGAAGGGGAAUGGGUAGACUAUGAUGAAAAGAAAAAAGAAUCUGUGUCAGUUACGGAAAUUAAACAUCAAUUUGUGACUGUAAAGUGAAUAAAUACUUAUGAUAUAUGUUUUUAAUAUAUUGUUCAACAGAAUAGACAGAGAGCUGUGUGUUUGACUGGUUUUAACACCAUACCUGAUCCAUGAUAAAAUUAACAAUUGUUGAAAAAAGGUUAUAAAAUUCAAAUUUAAACGUAAUUUAAUGAUUGUAUUUUCUUUUGAAUGGAAUGUUAUUUGAUAUGAAGUUGGUUUCCUUCUUUGUGUGAAAUAACAGAAAUGAUAGCAUGUUAAAAUUCAAAUUUAAAUGUCAUUUGAUGAUUAAGAAAAAUUGUUUGAUACAAGUUUAAAUGUGAACAAAGAGGAAUGAUAGCAUUUGAAACUUUACUUCCUGAUUUAAUUUUGUCGUGUUUAACCCAAUAAACCAGGCAUUAAUUUAUAUAGAAUAUACUGAAAAGUUUUGCUCAAUGAAUAUAAUACAUUGCUUAAUAAAUAUAAAUUUUAUUUAGUACAUGUCAUACUUCUUGUGGAAAAAGAUGGCAAUAAUAAAGAUUUCACAAAAUAAUAAAUGCGCAACCCAUUGAAUAUCAUAGAUCAAGUGCAUGAUUUUAUUGUGUAAAGUAGAAUAAAAUAUUGUUUAUUUUAAUGGAUAAUAAAUCAUGAUUUAACAGGAAGCUGGCCUGUUUAUUCUUAACCUGUAGAGUGAAAACAUGCGAGGUUUCUAGACUCAGCAAUAAAUUAAUUUCACACUUUUGAACAUUCAGACAUUUCAUUUCAUAUCUGAAAAAAUUGAAAAAUACUGAAAUAUUCAACAUACUUCUUUAUUUGUAACCGAGGACAGUUUGGGAAGACAAAACUUUGAGCAAACAUCAUUUUCGGUAGAGAACAAUUUAGCAGACGACAUUUCCCCAAGCAUUCUUAAUUGUUCAGCAAACAAAUCAAAUAAGCUAAUUUCUCAGCAUGGUUAAUUAUAUGUCACAUAUUUCACUUACAACACAUCAAUAGUUAUUAUGUUAUUGAAUUACUAAUUUUGCCAUAAAAUUCCACAUUUAGUUUUUCUUUUAUGUAGUGAGACAGCAAUAGAAGAAAAGAAAAUAGAUGUGUAACGCAUUUUAUUUGCCUUCAAAAGGAUUUAAUGCUAUCAUGUAUUUAUUAUAUUCACUUAACAUGUAUACUUCCUAGGAUAGAAGUAAAAUGUAUGAAGAAAA
Ruditapes philippinarum (Manila clam) is the source of this 1708-nucleotide messenger RNA. RefSeq names its product CXXC motif containing zinc binding protein-like. Lineage: Eukaryota; Metazoa; Mollusca; Bivalvia; Venerida; Veneridae. Bases 69 to 554 code for a protein of 161 amino acids. The transcript has 7 exons. Gene Ontology annotation, molecular function: zinc ion binding. The record is from RefSeq and is a predicted model, not a curated record.